CUGUAUCAUCAAUUGAAUUUCAUACAAACAUUAGUACAUUAUGUUCGUAAAGAUAAUGGUCAAAAUUAUUCAUAUAAUGAUUUUAGCCACCUUUCUGGCUGUGAUGGUCCAGUAUCGAUGAAAUUUUUUAUCGAUAAAUUAUUAUCGAUGGCCAUUAUUGAUGAUACAUUGUAUAUUUAUCAAAUGGAUCAUAUUAUCGGCAUUUAUCCGGGCAUAUCAUGGCGUUUUUCGCCACAAUUAUCCGGUAUCUAUCUAAUGGACGGUAUUUAUCAUGAUAAUCACCGUUAUUAUCCAACAAUAGUUGAUGAAUGGCCAUUGGAUCGAAUUGUUAAUGAAAUUUUUAAUCCAUUAUUUAAUGUUGAUUCAUUUGUGAAACUUGUUGAAGGUGAUUUGUCUGAAUUCAAUCAAAUAGUUCCUACAUUGUGGCCAAAAACAAUAACGAGAAUGCGCAAUGAUGUUAGAGUGACAAUUACACGAUCAGAUCGAUUGGAUAAUGAUCAACAACAACAACAAUUAUCAUCAUUAUCUAUGAAUCAAUCUGGUUGGUUAUAUUUAUCCAAAUAUUAUACCGAUGAUUAUAUGAUACAUUUUUGGCUACGUAAUAAACAGACCAAUACUGGUUUCAAACAUUAUAUGUAUUAUGAACAUGAACAUGAAGAAUCAAUCACUUUUGGUGAGCUACGUAGUCCUGAUGAUGAAAAAUUCAAUCUAAUCACAAUGAAUAUUGAUGGUGAAUUCUAUGCACUGGUUAUCGCAUUGAACCCGUAUGGCCAAAAAGGUGUCUAUAAAGUACGAACAUAUCGUGGAUCACCACGUCUGAACGAACCAUAUGGUGAAAUUUGUCAGAAAAACAAUCCGAAUUCAGAAAUUAUUUAUUUGAAAUUAAAUCUGGAUAAACAAUGUGAACAUUUGACAGCAAUGACAUUGUUUGAAAAUAUUGAAUUCGGUCUAACUAUUAACGAUGAUCAUAUUUAUUUUAUUUCCAUUGAUAAAGAAAUUUUGUUUCGUGUAAACAAAUCCAUUCUGGCCGCCGUCGAGAUGGCCGAAACGGCAUUUGUGAUUGAAAGAUUGGAAUUUUUACGAUUUUUCCUAUGCUUUUGGCCCACACGUUGGCCAUUGCCGGGACUAUCAUUACAAUCAAUCGAAAUGGUAAACGAUAGUUUUGUACCGAAAUUUUGGCUCCGUCAACAUUUUGCCAAGAUCGAUAAUAUCAUAGUCAUAUUGAUCAUAAUAAAAUUUAUGGCCAUCUCAUUAUAUAUGUUGUAUGUUUGCGGUGUACGAUUGCCUGAAGAACUGCUGUUGUCAACAUUAUCGACAAGAUCAUUUGAAUGGAUCACCACCACCGCACAUCAUUAACACUUUGUGUGUGUGUGUGUGUAUAUACUUGCUAAUGA
Dermatophagoides farinae (American house dust mite) is the source of this 1394-nucleotide messenger RNA. RefSeq lists its product as uncharacterized. The record is from RefSeq and is a predicted model, not a curated record. NCBI's taxonomy places the organism in Eukaryota, Metazoa, Arthropoda, Arachnida, Sarcoptiformes, Pyroglyphidae.